Amoebophrya sp. A120 is the source of this 10406-nucleotide messenger RNA. The record is from the annotation of a GenBank genome assembly. Lineage: Eukaryota; Dinophyceae; Syndiniales; Amoebophryaceae.
GCUGAACUGAAUUGAAGAAGACCGCCACGCUGUGCCCAUUCUCUCAUAGUUGUAGUUCCACGUAAGGUCAACGCCAAAUAAUACAAACUGCAACAAAGAUGCGGUCCAGUGUGCUCGCUAGAGCUCAUGAUCAUGUGUCAGAAUGAGUGUCAGAAGCUGUAGAAUGGGUCUUCAGCUGCUCCAUGCAGCGACAACGUCUUUGAAGUUGCUGAACAGGAGCAACAGGAGGUGGACGCCGUCGCUUGAUUACUAGGUGCGCCUUCGUCCUCCGACAAGCCUCCCACAUCGUAGGCGAAAGUAGACCGAUCCUACGCCGCCAGCUGCUGGAUGGGUGGUGCCCAGUGUCCUCAAGAUUGGUGGGUGGGUAGAUUGGAUCCUCAAGAUGGGUGGUAUCCUGUGUUCGGUGGAGAGUCCGACUCCCGAGCAGACUUCGCUACUGCGUGCCGCACUGGCCGGUGAAGGGCCCAAGGCGCAGGCACUAACAAUCAGCAUUGACAAACACCAGAAGGCUUUUGACCACUACUUCACACAGGGGAAUGGAGAGCAGGUCAUAACUGACUUUCUAAAGGAAAAUGUGUUAGGGUUUGACAACAUACCCACUGCAGCCCGAGCCGCACUCCUCCAAUUGGUCCAAAGCGAUGACGUUCGGAUGUUCCUGGGUAUACAGUCGGCGUUUUGGAAUUCGCUUUCCUCCAGUAACAGUGAUAACGCAUGGGCGUGGGCCCUCGACGCGUGGGCCAAUGACGCUGUCAAGAAGAACUUGCUGGCCUUUUCUAAAUCGGCAGCAAAAACUCUAACGCCCUCAUCCAAGAACGUUCACGGGGAACAAGGUAUGUCGGACCACACGGAGUUGCCUAUGCAACCCGCCCAGAGAGACUUGCCGCAAGAGCUCACGAGACAGUUACAGCAGGACAAGGAUGCUGCUGUCUCUAAGGCACUGAAUGCAGUAGCGGCAGCGGCUGUUGAAGACGCCCGGGAUGUCUUUCUUGAGCUUUACCGGCCGGCUGUGGCAGGAGAACUAGAUGAACAACAGCAAUCGGACUCGCACUCGAGCGCCGACCGCAGCGUCACGGACACGGUCAGCUUGAACGUGUUGCAUGACCUCCAAAAAGUAUUACUUUCUGGCGCUACUUCGGAAGUAGCGCCAGAAAGUAAUACUUUCUGGCCUUCCUGCUUGUUCUGUUGUGCACUUCCUGGUUCUGCGGCUGCGUUACAAGAAGCCAACAAGCUCCUCGCGCUCCCCGGGGAAAACAACAAACACGACGCUAGACAGGAGGGUCCCGGAAGUUGGACGGCAGACGGAAGUUGCGAUGCCACGCAGGGAAGGCGAAAAACGUUCUCUUCCCCCUUCGACGAACCCAUAGCGGACUUGGUUCUGGUGCUAGAAGUACGGAAGGACGGCAACGCCGGUAAAGUGUAUUGCUUCGAAAACAAUGAGCAGAUAAGCAGCCUCUUUCAGAAAAGCCGCUCCUCCACCGACAGCGAGCAGGUGAAGUACAAGGAACUGCAGACGCCAUCAACUGGCGGCAGUAUCCAGCUGAAGGACAAUUCGUUUUUGGUCUUGGUGGCGCGAAGGGUCUUCCUUUUGAAUGGCCCGGGAGGGCAGGCCAACGGCAACAACGCAGCGUACAGCAUCGAAAAGCGCUUUAGAGAGAUCGGCGACGUGGUCAUGGACAACAGAUUCAAGGCAUUAUUCGGAACAAAGCCGAGCGACGACAUCAUGGCCAAGAUAGUCACAGACUUGGUCACAGACAAGGCCGGAAGUGGGGGUCGCCUCUUCAACUGGUACAGGCAGUGGAAGAUUGCACAUCAGCCCGCUCUGCAGAAAAAAGCAGAAGAAGACGUCGACUACGCGCACCACUUUCAGACAUAUAUCCGUCAGUACCCGGGCCCGGUGGAACAAUCAAGUGGAGGCAGCGACUUUUUUGGAACCGGCUUCCAGUCCAUUUCACAACUACUCGGCAGCGGCGGUAAUGAGAAACAGAGUCAAUACUUCGCGUUCGUUGGGAGAGUACUGGGUUCUUCUUUAGCAUUUGCUAUACAGUCGUCUGGUGGAAUCGGAAAAAGAUUAGAAGAUAUGAUUCCGACUGUCCUGCCUGCCGUUCAGGGUGAUCCUGAUCAUGUGCCAAACGACAGCUCUUCUCUAAGCACACGACCAGAAGACCAAGAGGAUGAAGAGAUGAAGUUUUGGGCCGCUCUGGCGGGCGCUGGACAGCAAGCAAGGAAGGCGACACAACAAUUCUUGGUAAAACCGCAUCAAGUGAUAUCAGAAUUGAUUCAUGACGAGUCAGGCGCGGCCGCGCUAUUCGAAACCACAAUAGGAGCUUGGCUUACGGAGCAAAAAGACACAACAGCAGGCAACCCGCGACCAGUCCUAUUUUUCGCCUUUCAAGUUGAAGGGCUGGCGAAAGAGAUCGUCGGGAAGAUCAAGAUCGGCCUUGUUCAAUGGACAAAACUUGACUUCGGGACCGAACGUGAGCAAGCGAAAAAAAGACUCCAGGACUUGAUCAGGGUUUGUCUUGAUGAGGUUCAGACUCAAGCGAUAACGGCUCGAAACACGAAGGCGUUUUUCGACGCGCAGCCCAAGCUGUUCAAAGAGUUAGACAGACAUCUCAAUUACCAGAAUAAUUACCAGAAUAUUUUGGGACGCCGUCGAUCAAUGCAGCGGCCAUUGGACUUAGUCACUGAAAAAGCCAUUGCAGACGUGGUUGACCAAGUGACCCGACACGCCGCUCCCCCGGAACAAUUGCAGACGCGGUUGACCGGUAAUGAAGAAAGUACCGCGGUUCUAGGACUAGCUGAAUUUGUAAAAUACGUAGAAGACCGUGUUAUUGUGGCGAGGACGAGGGCGGCGGCGGGAGAACAACAAUUACAAGGCCCGGGAGCAACAACGGGGACUACAGCAGCGGACGCCAUAGCUACCGGCUUCCGAAGCAUUUCGCCGCUAUUUGAAUUCGGCGAAUAUUCAAUGAAUUUGGAGGACGGGCGGCGGGAGGUCGGCGAGAGAAAUAUUUUUGUCGAGUUUGUUCGUCGGGUUUUCGCAGGAGCAUUAUCGAAAACAGCGGAAAUCGGAAAGACGGUAGAUGAGUAUCAGCAAACGCAGCUUCAGACGGCUAACACGAAAACGGAAACACAAGAUGAACCGACGCCGGAAACUACCCACACCAUUCAGACAAAAUCUUUCGCGGAAAUCAACACCAACCAGAAUCGCGUCGGCGGGGCUGCGCAUAUUGGGCUGAAACACCAAAUCGCAUCAGAGCAGCCGGCGCAAAACCACGACCAGCAACUGCCGCAGUCUCCACCUUCUUCUCCGCGCCGGGCUAUUGCCGAGAUUUCGUUUUCGAUCACUGCUACAACAAAUGAAGAGUUGCUAGCCGAUACCGACGCUGAAGCUGCUGGUCCGAAUUCUGGACAAGGGCAACAACAACAAGAAUUUCAGGUGGAACUGCAGAAAAUGAACGCCCGGGAUGCUGCGAACAUUGCUUCUUCUUUCACGGAAACUUCCGCGCUUGCUUCCUCCACUGGAAGUACUUCUACUACCUACAGCAGCCAACAAACGGAGCAGGAAGAUCAUGAUCAUCUUAGCGAUGAGGCACGCAAGGAAAAAGACCAAUCAGCAGUAGAAUCAGCGAACAACGUGAACAAGGACACGGAGAACGAGAAGGUGGGAAAGGGUACAACUACAAUGGCGGGGAGUGGUAGUAGUACAUCGACCUCCUAUCAAAUGUAAAAAUGUCUGGGUCUGGAAGAUUGCCAGGUUUGUCAUGCAUAUUUUUAAUGACCCAUGAUGUCUGUGAUGCAUGCCCUAGCAUCACAGAUUUUUAGAGGACUUCGUGAUGCCUCUACCGCACUAGAAAUGCCCUCUCCACGUAGCACAAACUGGAGUCCUUUUGCUGGUCAUGCAAUACAAAUUUUUUUAGAAUCCAGAGGCAGCAUUACAAGUUUCGAAUCUUCCAGACCCAGACAUUUUUACAUUUGAUACCUCCAAGACGAACGCGAAAGUGGACGCGUACGACCUGCGUGCGGAGUAUGGGGGUCUCAAGCGUAGUUACAUAUCAAAGAAAAAAAGUUCGUCACGGUCACUGAUGCGCAUUUUUGCAAUACAAAUGCGUUUGUCAUGCGUAAAAAUGCAUCACAGCCGAACUUCAUUAGGGAUUUCCCUAGUGUUUCUGCAAUACAAGGAAAAUUUGUGAUGCUAAGAAAAUUUGUAAUGCAAAACCUGCAAGUUAGUGACUGUGACAAACUUUUUUCUCUCCAUAUUACACUCUCAUCUAUUGCUGCGUGAGUUCGUGAUGCAAAGAUAGCACAAGCGAACGGGGGGAACUUGUUCUCGUCGCACCUCUCGAAUUACAAAUUGGAACAGAUUUAUUUUCGCAUGCAGUUUGGCCCCUCAAAAAUUUGUCAUGCAGGGUAGCUUGGUCCUGUCGAUGGAUGCUCAUGAGGAUUUUGCAUGACGAAUCAUGUAAGAACUGAGAGUGUAACUACACUUGAGACCUCGACACGGAGUUGGAGGAACUCAUGCGGUUUGCGCAGAAGCACGAAUGGACUCUGCAUUACGCAAUACAAAUGAAAAUCUACUGCACGUGUACAGCUACAACAUGCCAUAAUACAAAUUUUCUUCGCAAAAAGUUUGCUUUAUUUGAAAAAUCAAACUCAAAGUCGUGCAGGUGGAAGAGUUGCAGUGUUUUCAUGCUGUGACGUACAGGUGUACGCGUGCGGUAAAUUUGCUGUGGAUACGCCCUUCGGUAUCCUGACGCCUGCUUCAUGCUGCGUUUUCGUUUUGGCGGCGUAUUACUUUGGUGUCGUUCGCUACGAAGUGCAAAUGUGUCUGGGUCUUCUGGGUCGGGAGGAAAGUUGUCAUGCAAAAAAUUGGUGAAGGAUGGGAUGACGACACUCCACAGGCAAGCAUGACAAGAUUUUCAGAGACUAUGCGUUCCGUUCUUCUCGUCAGAAACAGAAACUGCUGUCUUGCAUUUUUGCAAAGAAUGCGCACUCCACUUCCUGCUCAACAAGCAUCAGAGAAUCAACAACCACUUUUCAACAGAAACGCACACUCAUACCAGAAAAAAGAACAAAUUUGCGUUGCUGCAGUCCUGUCACUAGAACCUCUGUAAUGCGAAGACGAAAAGUCAAAGUACUUUAGCUAAAGAAGGAACUUCGUGUCGACGUGUAGAGUGCAGCGUGUCAUUCUAGUUCGCGACUGGAGGCGCGCUCGGACAUAUGCAUACAGUAAAGGUUUUUCACGCUGAGCACCAAGAGUGAGCUUCAGUUUUUGUGACACUAAUAAAACCCGCAGCGCAAGUUUUUGUUUUUUUGGUGCUGGGGAUGAGAUGUGCUUUGCUUUCUGUUGAAAAAUGGGCGUGCCAGACAAGUAUUAGUCUAAACAAGUCUGCGUGUCCACCUUUCCAGGCCCAUAGCCAAACAUAUUUGCAAAGCUGCAUAGUUGGCGAGUAGCUGCGAUUUGCUGUUGUCAAAACAACGCCUGGUGCUGCCACAAUGCGGAGACCCGGGCUAAUCGGAAGGCCAGACGGCAGAGACUAAUGGCUAACGAGUGCAUAGUGGCGACGCGGAUGAAGAAUGACGAUAGUAAAAAAGAUAGACAGCGAGGGAAAGAGCCACUUGGCCAGGGUCUCGCCGGUCGCGAGGAAGAAGAGAAGGAGCAAAUGCGGGAGGCGAUUUUAAACGAAAAAGACCGAACGGGUGUUGAGUACGGCGCCAUUUGCAUGGGCAUGUUGGAGGUAUAAGUGUGGUCUUUUUUUCCAUUUGAGUCAAAGACGGGGCUGUCGUGGUUAUUUUUGCUUUCCACGAUGGUAGAAAGACAUCACCGAUGAAGCCCCAUUUACUUACAAUUACACCCAGGUAUCCCCAACCAUUUCGGAAGAUUCACAAGAAUACGGAACACGGAAAAAGUGCUACAGUUACACACCUGGUGGAACUUCAGAGAAACGAAGUUGCUUGCUACGCAUGACAAAGAAGAGCUGUACUAGUCCGGGGAUCGCUCCUAGUGAAGAAGAACACGCGGGGAAGUAAGCUACAUAAUAAAGGUCGCCUGUGAUGGUCUUGCAACCCAGUGCCAGUAUGUAACUGCAGCGCUUUUUCCCAUGUACGAAGAAUCUCAGUUGCCAAACGGCGACGCGCUGCAACGUUUGGAUAAAGACCCGAAAGAAACAAGCGACUCCAGUGACGGCGAAAGUGAUUUCCAUACCCAGAAAGAAAAGAAGGUAUAGUAGAUUAUACGCACUCGCACGGAAGGACUAAAUAUUUUGCUUGCGCCACGAUGGGCCAUGGGCAUGGGGCAUAGAGCAGUGUUGGAGUUUUGAUCUGCGUGGCGUAGUAGGUGCCAGCGCCACUUAUUUCCUUGCACAACUUGGGUCGCUCUUGUACUAGCAGCACCACAAUGAACUGAAUUUUAAACGAAAGCAUUUUUUUGAAUCGCCAUUGCCAUGUGUAUGCACGAGCCAAACGCGUGGACAUGACAGAGUGGGAUCGCGCAAUGGUCGAAGUUCUUUCUUGACCACACCAAAAUGAAAAAAAAUCAUUUCAAUCAGGUCUGCUCAUCAUCCUCUCCGCGUGGAGCAGUGCUCGUCUUCGGAGCGAAAACCGGACAAAAGGGGUAUCCAUAGCAAGUAUCUGACAUGUCGGGAACAUCUCGAAAAGCUGGACUUCUCUUGUGUGAUAUCUUGCAUCUGUAACGCGCCAACGCCAGACCCGGACGCAUGAAAAAAGCAGCAAAAUCCUUUUGAUGAAGCCUGGUUGCUGGUGCGCCUGCACUCUGAAGGGCAAUUCUUAUUCAGGAUUAAGUUCCCAGACAGAAAAAGUCUUUGCGUUUCAUAGGGCAAAGAUGAUCAAUAUGAAGAUGAACGGUGACGCCGGUGGAGAGAGCAUGAACCAGCAGCACUCGUCUGGACAGGUGCGCAAGAGCAGUCGAUCGAAUUCGUGGAGGAUGGACGAAGCGGACCCACUCAUUUGCUUUUCGACGAAUGAUGCUGAUAGAUCAAAAUCGCGCAUGCCAACACUAUAUAUAACUGUGAUGAUCAUGAAUGAGUAAAUUGAAAAAUUCUUUGUGACAUCGACCAGGUGUACCGCAGCGGAACUUUCUCGCACGGCGAGAAAAGCAAGAGCAAUCUGGGUGGACGGGACACGACCGGCACGGUCACGACGAUUAAUUUUUCCAGCAGGCAGGCGGCCGGACUGACGGCGGGCGGUGGAGCGCAUUUCGAAGAAGCUGAAGCUCAGGUAUGUAGUGGAUUUGCUGGCCCUCUUCGGCACAAUCGUCCUCGUUGUCAUGCAGAAGGUGCAGUAGAGCGCUAUGGCGAGUAAAUGACUUUCGAUGUGUAUAGCGUUCUUGCUCCUGGAAAAUUUGCGUUCUUCACGUUCCAGGUUCUCGCUUCCAUCAAAGAUUGCCACAUCGUCAGAACAACAAGAAAGACAGGAGACGAAAUCAUAGCAAAGUACUCUACACUACAACACAGGCAUGGUUCACGUCCCAACUACAGAGCCAAGCUUUGCCGCAUUUACGUGCUACGUCCUCCGUGGAUGGCCAGGUAGGGGAUUAUUUGCGGUUACGUUUUAUUUCCUACGCCUGUAGAAGUUAUAGUUUUGCUUUGUAUGGCGUUCUCAAGCGUUACAUUCUCAACUGUUACGUGGUUUGUAAUGUAAAUUUACAAGCAAGAUCGCCACGAUUAAGCUGCUUCGCAUGACAAAUCUCCGAAGGGCCAAACAGCAGCCAGAUCUACGCCAAAUCUGUAAUGCAAAAGGCGCAAUCUUCCCCCUUUCACUUUUGCCGUUCUUGCAUUGCAAAUUCAUGUAACAGCUGAGAAUGUAACAUUUGAGAACGCCAUACUUUGUUAUUUGCACUUGUUCCAUCGCACGGCUUUUUUAUUUUAUUUUCGUAUCGUAAUCAUCUGAGUCUGACGAAGACGACCCAUUCUUUUUCUUUGGCUCGUCAGGUGUCCUACGAGAACGUCCCUGACAUGGCCACGACUCGUCCGAGCCGUACCGGGCGGGAGGAAGAUGAGGAGAAAGGGAUGCAGUAAACAUAUCAAUGUGCACAACUCCCCCUCCCCCUCAUUUGUCAUGCAAAAUACCCAGUCCAGGCUUUGCCUCCGAGCACUGUUUGCGUGACAAGUUCUGGCAGCCCAAAGAAAUAGCACUACAAUCCUGUGCAAAUUUGUCAUGCAAAACCUGCGCACUGGCUGGGGCUUGUAUUGCCGUUCGUGCUAUACAAGUCAGGGGGAGGGGGAGUUGUGCACUGUCAUACAGCAAUCACUUGGAUCAGAAAGCCGAGCUUUCACGUUGAAAAUUGAGAGAAAAGCCAUUGCAAUUUUUUUUUUCUUUUGGUUUUGAAUCGCUUCGAACAAAAGCUUCCACAGAACUAGUAUGGGAGACGUAGUAGAAAGCAAGAAGAUGAACUGUACGUACGAAUGAUCCAGCGUGUGAUUUUUACGAGAACGCAACCAGUAGCCUCCUCUGACGCUCCUAGGAAUUUGGCGACGCGUAGCUGCGUUUUCACGUCGAAGUUGCAUUUUUAUUCCAGACAGCUGCAAGAUAAUCCGAAAACAAGAGAAGUGGUCCUCUGUACUAGGCAACGUUUUAUCUACCGGUAGGACGAAAAGAAGAGUGCUCAACAAGCAAGGAUAAGGAACAAUAAAUCAGGCAAUAUCUAUGUAAAGGUUGAUAGAUGUUGCCAUUUUGUCUCAAACACUUUUACAUCAAAACAUAGCACGCAGUAUCAUUCACAUUUUCGCACCUCUGAAGAAGAAGACGCUGAUGCCUGCCUUCCUCUUGUCUUCGUUGCGGAACUUGAAUAGUGUUUCAAUGUAGCAGUCUUUUAUAAUUGCACUCAGCUUAGAACAAACAAGAAGCCACGUCUUUCCACUGCACAGAAAGCUGUGAUCAGCACAGCUACUGCGUCGAAGCUUAAAAUUUUAUUAUUUCAGGUCGAGUAUAAUUUUUUUUUUUGAUAAUUGAAAUUUAUAAUGAGCCUGAAGCUUCAUCCACUUCAGGUAAGUUUAUUUUCGUGCCCAGUGUCCUCAACAGCAGGAGCGCUUGCAAUUUUAUGAAAAAACUCUCUUAGUUACGCAAGAAAAACACUAUUUUACUAGUACACAAAAUUAAUUGCAGGCUUGGUCCAGAUGAGAAGAAAGAACUGCCUCGCAACAUAGCUAGGUGGUAUGCGAAGAGGAAGGCGCAUGCGCACCCUCUGCAGCAGACCCUGAUGCUACUGCAAUUUUUUUCUUGAGUAAAAGCAUGGCGGUCCUGCGUAUGCGAAAUCAGAACAAGCCCUGUUAUGCAACGCAUAAGCGUCGUUGCAUGGAGAGGCUUCGUUUGGGCUCGCAGUUGCAUCGAAUCCGAGAGGAAGCAUGCUCAGAGUAAUACUAAUAAAUUGCAAGUCCAUCAAACAAUAAGUUUAAGUGUCGACAGCUUCCCACUUCCUUCAUAGAAUAUUAAUAGUUUCAACUACGAAUAAUUCUGUGAUGUCCUCUUGCUGCUCAAGCGACACAAUUUCGCGCAUGGGCACAUCAUGCCGAAUUGUUAUGUGGGUCUAGCUCUCGUCGUCGCUCCUGCGUGGUUGUAUGGACAGCGGUACGCAAGUGAAACAAACUUUGAACUUCGAAGAGUCGAUCUGUCAGAAAAGACACAACAGUCAGCGAUGAGUAUUACGUACUUCAUUUUAUUACAAAAUUAAUAGAUCUUUUUUCUCGUUCAAUUUAUGAAGAGAUAGCACCUCCUGUUACUCUGCAGAUAUAAGAUAAUUGUCGAGAAAUUGAAAUAUAGAAAGGCUUUCGUUUCGCUAGAUAUUUAUCAUUUGAUUAUUUAUUUAUUUUAUUUUCUUUCAUCUCGCGAAGGCGAGAAUGUUAAAGGGGCAGCAGCUGAACAAUUACAAAUAGGAAAUAGUGCGCGGAUAUUAAUAAAUAUUCCUCCGCACCACAUCCACGUCAUUUCGAUUUCCGUUUCGUUGUUUGUUAGGUCACGGGAAAAAUUUUGGAUCGACGCAGCACAAGAAUGACUGCACUAUUAUUGUAGGGCUCUAUUUUUCGGAGUUGGUAGAUGAAAAUUGCUUCGGAACUUUCAUACAGGGGAAAAUAGGCACUGCCAUGAUAGAUUUAUCAUUGUCGUGAUAGAGCUGUAGACCUCCACCGGGAAAGAAAGCGAAAGCCUUCUUGUUGUCGAAGCAAAGAAGGGUACGCUUUUUAGCAACAAUACAAUACAUAGAAUUGUAGCAGCUCUUGAUGCAACGGCGCUCGCGUCGCAGGAGGUGAAGCGAACAAGGAGCAAUAUCCUUCGCGGACGAAUGGCGAGGUUAGUAGCUGAUAGCAAAAUCAGAGAAGAUGAAAGCGAGAUAAUUUUUAUAACCAGCAAAUGCAACUACCUUUUUUGAUGAUGACUUUGUACAGUAGAGCAAG